AAUCCGUCAAAUACGAAAAUAUAAAAAAACGAGGUCAUCAUGUAGAAUUUUUUUUACGACAAAUGGUCAACAUUGUUAUGAAGUUGAUGGACUUUGGCCAACUUCUUGAGCAACAAAGUUCCGCAAUGAAGAAGUGAUUCAAACUCUUUCUCCGCUCACAUGGAAUUUUGCUUCCCAUUUUUCAAUGUCGCCGUUGUUGGUGGUGGGGUGUUUCUCAUGUCCACCAUUUACGUGUUUGUUUCUUCUCCACUUCCCUUCUUUUCCGUUAAUUAUUCUCUUACUAUUAAUCAAAACUUCCCCUUUUCAAAUCAUCAAUGCUUUCUUCAAUCAUCUCCACUAUGAAUUUCUCGCUCUUCUUCCCAUCUUUAAGCUUCAACAAGGCACUGAAAUUGGGGGUAUGGUCAAUUUGGUUAUCUGGGUUUACAUUAAUUUGCUGCUCAUUUUAUGCAACUCAGUUCUUACCUACUGUCAAAGUUGAAUUCAGAAAAUCCAGUUUUUUGUACCCAAGAAAUUCAGCUGAUAAGAAUGAUCCCAGUAUAACCCUUUUUAGUGCUCCAAGCCCUUUUAAUGGCUCUGUUGGAAAAAGACAGGGUCUUGCUGUUCGAUCAUGGCUAGGAUUAUCUCCUAACAUCAAUGUUGUUUUAUUUGGCAAUGACCCAUCUAUUCAAUCCUUUGCUUCUGCCUUUGGCUCUCGGGUUUAUGUCGAAUCCGACAUCGAUUUUUCAUUCCUAAAUGUUCCAUUCUUCCACUCCAUGGUUGCUAGAGCUGAGGCAUCCUCUUCAGAUAUUUCUGUUCUUAUUCAUCCUGAAACCAUUCUCCUUCAAGACUUCCUUUCCACAGUAAAUCAUGUUUAUGAGCUUGAUCAUGAUUGGUUCCUUAUCGCCUCUUCAAAAAGAAGUUAUUUCUUCCCGUUCUCUUUGGAUAAUGUUGGAAGGCAAUGGCUAAGAGAGGAUGGUAUACCCAUUUCAUUGCAGAAGUUGCAGGAGGUUCUUGCUCAGACAUGGCAAUGGGAUUAUUGCGGAGGGAGGAUGCUUAUGGCUUGGAAUAACAAGGAUCUGCCUUUACAUAUGGGUGUUCUCCCUCCCUUCUUAUAUGGGAAAGGAGUAGAUAAUCGUUGGUUCGUCAAUGAAAUAUAUCAUUCCAACUAUAGGUUUGUGUUUGAUGCAAGUUGGACUAUCUCGAAUUUUCAUGUGCAGAAUUCAGAUGAUGAUCAUGAACCUAUUCAAUCUAAUAGAGCGUCCACUUUUGCUGAUCAUACAAAGACAAACUGGGAGUACAAUGGUAAUCUUCAACUAGCGGAACUGUAUGGCCUGUUAUCUUCUAAUCAAACUAAUUUCUCUGAUUUUGCAAAGCUUGUAAAGUGUGAUGGAAAAUUUAUGUUUACCAACAAAGACCAGAAUAUUGUUUAUUCACCUAAACAUCAGGGCUCAAAUAGCUUGUGGAAGGGGCAAGUCGAGCAGUCUAGGAUGCAAAAGAAACUAAUUGCUUGUCUUACUGGAUUUAGCAUCUUUGCUAGGAUUAUGAAUUGCUCUGUUGAGAGCAAGAUGAGUGAUCCUGUACCUCUACAUCUUCCAUAUGGCUUAGAAAUGCUCCUGCCUAAUUUAGCUGAUGAAAACAAGAGUGUGGUGCUUGCUGUUGCUGGAUACAGCUACAAGGACAUGUUAAUGAAUUGGGUUUGCAGAUUAAGGCAUCUAAUGAUUAAUAAUCUUCUUGUCUGCGCUCUUGAUGAUGAAACAUACGAGUUCUCUAUCCAACAGGGCAUCCCUGUUUUCAGGGACUCAUUAGCACCAAGAAAUAUCAGUUUCAAUGACUGUCACUUUGGGACUAAGUGCUUCCAGAAGGUCACCAAGACGAAAUCCAGAUUAGUUUUGCAGAUUUUGAAGCUGGGAUACAAUGUAAUUUUAAGUGAUGUUGAUGUUUACUGGUUCAAAAAUCCAAUUCCAUUGCUACAGACUUUUGGUCCUGCUGUAUUUGUUGCACAAUCUGAUGAAUACAAUGUAUCAGUGCCUAUUAACUUACCAAGACGCCUGAACUCUGGAUUCUAUUUUGUUCGGUCUGAUGAUCCUACCAUUGCUGCCAUGGAGAAAGUGGUGAUGCACGCUAUGACUUCAGACCUAUCCGAGCAGCCAAGUUUUUAUGACACUCUAUGUGGUCUAGAUGGCGUAAAUCGUGUUGGAGAUGAUAGAUGCUGGGAACCCACAACAAAUCUUACUGUUCAAUUUCUGGACAGGAAUCUCUUCCCUAAUGGUGCUUACCAGGGCUUGUGGGAGGAAAGAAAUGUUCGAGCAGCUUGUGUAGAAAAGGGAUGCUACGUUCUCCAUAAUAAUUGGAUUAGUGGUAGGACAAAGAAGCUAGAACGUCAGGUACAUUCAGGUCUAUGGGACUAUGACAUUAGCUCAAGGAUGUGUUUGCAUAGCUGGCAAAGAAGGAAGGUGCUAAAAUAGCUGUAGGAAUUCAAACCUCUUUACCUUUGAUAUCAAAUAAGCUGAACAGCUAAUAAACAGUAUACAGUUCUGUUUGUUCCCAAACUGGAUCUUGGUGUGGCCUUGCUUUAGCAGAAAGAACACAAGACAUGCUGAAGAGCUGCUUUAGUUUCUGGAACUAGUAUAAUACAUCUCUGGAAAUGAAAAAAAAAAAAGAAAAAAAAAAA
This is a messenger RNA of Chenopodium quinoa (quinoa), 2650 nucleotides long. Its product is annotated as beta-arabinofuranosyltransferase RAY1-like. The record is from RefSeq and is a predicted model, not a curated record. The coding region runs from base 315 to 2444 and encodes 709 amino acids. NCBI's taxonomy places the organism in Eukaryota, Viridiplantae, Streptophyta, Magnoliopsida, Caryophyllales, Amaranthaceae. The transcript is spliced from 7 exons. Gene Ontology annotation, molecular function: glycosyltransferase activity.